This is a messenger RNA of Gymnodraco acuticeps, 2295 nucleotides long. Its product is annotated as sodium/hydrogen exchanger 2-like. The record is from RefSeq and is a predicted model, not a curated record. Gene Ontology annotation, cellular component: membrane. Lineage: Eukaryota; Metazoa; Chordata; Actinopteri; Perciformes; Bathydraconidae. Gene Ontology annotation, molecular function: sodium:proton antiporter activity. Gene Ontology annotation, biological process: proton transmembrane transport.
ACAGGAUUAUGUUGAGGUUGUUUUUGAGAAGGACUUUCUUCGAAAUUCCUAAAUGAAAACUAAACUAUUAUUUUUCAAAUGGCUACAGACUAAGCUGCACAACAGAGGUAAGACACAUUGGAGAUAUUUCCGAUCUGUGGACCAGUGGAAAUGGGUUCCUCUGUUUUAUGUAGAGCAGGGAUCUUGAGAGGAGUCUCCUGCAUGCUUCUGCUGCUCUUGCUUUUCUGCUUUGGAGGUAAAUGUGAGGUCCAAGAGUCAAAACCUUCACCGCCAACCAACCUCCAACCUGUAGAGAAUGAAUUCAACCAGCCCCAGGCGUACCCAGAGGAGGAGAGGGCCAACCUCCCUAUGUUCACCAUGGACUACCCCCGGAUCCAGAUCCCCUUUGAGAUCACUCUGUGGGUGCUGCUGGUUCUUUACAACAUGUUUUCCUUUCUGGCCGACAUGCCAGUUGUUGAAUCCACUGAUGUGUUCCUGGGGGUGGCCAGGUUCUUCAUCGUGGCGGCUGGAGGCAUCCUCUUCGGUCUCCUGUUUGGAUUUGUGGCUGCGUUCACCACAUGCUUCACCCACAAUGUGCGCCAGAUCGAGCCCCUCUUUGUCUUCAUGUACAGCUACAUGGCGUAUCUGGUGGCAGAGUGUUUCGCCAUCUCCAGUGUGUUGGCCAUCAUCACAUGUGCCAUCACCAUGAAGCACUAUGUGGAGGAGAACGUAUCGCAGAGAUCCUGCACCACCAUCCGCCAUGUGGUCAAGAUGCUGGCCACCGUCUCCGAAACCCUCAUCUUCUUCUUCCUGGGUGUCGUUACGAUAACCACGGAGCACGAGUGGAACUGGGCCUACAUCGUGUUCACGCUGCUGUUUGCCUUCAUCUGGAGAGGGCUUGGCAUCCUGGUGCUAAACCCUCAGAUCAUCAACCCGUUCCGUACCAUUCAGUUCACCUUCAAGGACCAGUUUGGCCUCGCCUACGGAGGCCUGCGAGGGGCACUCUGCUUCGCCUUGGUCUUCACCUUGCCCCGUAACAUCAACAGGAAGAACCUGUUCGUCACAGCGUCCAAUUGCCUUGUCAUUAUAUUCCACAGUGUUCUUACAGUGCUACACCACAGUUCUGGGGGAAUUUCUUCAAUGGUGUUGAGAGCCAUUCUUACCACCUCUGAUGAGACCCUGAACCAAUGGUACUGGUUCUUUGGAUACAUCUCCCACGUCGAUGUCUCUCGCACCAUACUGAAUGUCUGUGUGGUGAUUGGAUACAACCUGUCCUUGUCGCUAGGCACUGAUUUGCCCUUUUUUAUUGUUGUUUUAAAAAAACGAUUUCAGGGCAUCAGCAUCCGUCCCAUAGUAGAAUAUAUGAACAUCCGGAAAACCAACAAAGACCUGAACACCAUCAACGUAGAGGUUCAUUCCAGGAUGAUGGAGCACGUUGUUUGUGGUAUUGAGGACCUUUGUGGACAAUGGAGCCAUUAUUACUGGAAAGACAAGUUUAAGAAGUUCAAUGACCGUGUUUUGAGGCGCAUCCUGGUCCGAGACAACCGGGCUGAGUCCAGCAUCGUGGCUCUGUACAAGCGAUUGGAGCUGCAGAACGCCAUUGGGUUACUGGACUCACCAAUGGGAGACCUCAGUGCAGCGCCAUCCAUCGUCUCUCUGUACGACGAGAGGAAGGAAGCGUCUCGGCCUAAGAGGAAGUUCCUGGCUGGUGACGUGAGGAAAAUGCACGACAUCCUGUCAAAGAACAUGUACAAGAUCAGACAGAAGACGAUGGCGUACACCAACAAAUACAAUCUGCCCGACGACACCCGAACCAAGGAGAUUCUGAUUCGCCGCCAUGCGAGCAUCAGACGCAGCCUGCGUGCUGAAAGUUUCCGUGAACCGUCUGCACAGAACACCUUCAAGUCUCAAAAGUACUACUCCCUGCAGCCUGGUGGUAGUCUGGAGACUGCCUUUGAACUAAGAAGAAGAAGUAAUGGUGCUGACGUGGACCUAUCCGCCCGACCACAGUCCUCCGAUGUGUCUACACGCUCCUCAUCCCGCUCUUUACUCCCCAUGAGGAGGCUGAACACCAUCAAGGAGUCUGGAGGAGCAGUGGAGCCGCCUGCUGUUCCCCCCCACCCACACACAGAUCAGAUAGACGGAGAUAAAGACCCCCAUGAACCCAUGCAACCUCCCCAGCUACCACCACCGGGUGGCUGGGUACGGGAGAACCAGAAUGGGGAAGGAAACCCCCUACUCAGACACCCGUCACAGGGGUCUCGUGGGUCGCCUGCUACCCAGGGCCGUUUCUUCCUAUAGGCGGACUAUGCGGGG